Messenger RNA from Oryzias melastigma (Indian medaka), 3439 nucleotides. Its product is annotated as thrombospondin type-1 domain-containing protein 1. Gene Ontology annotation, cellular component: cell periphery. Lineage: Eukaryota; Metazoa; Chordata; Actinopteri; Beloniformes; Adrianichthyidae. The record is from RefSeq and is a predicted model, not a curated record. Bases 285 to 3104 code for a protein of 939 amino acids. The transcript has 8 exons.
CCACUUUUGGGAUGAGAAGAUGUGAAGUACAGCAGGAAAUUAGUUGGAGCGGAACUUGAUAGCACGCGCUCUCAUGCGCGCGCCUCUUAACCGUCCAGCCUUUUGUUGCUGCUGAAAUAUUUCUGUGGCUUUUAAAAAAAAUGUUAGAAAUUGAAUUUAACGAGGAAAGACUUCGAUGGGAGAAUGCCUUGUUUUGAGCGACUAAAGCAACAAAAAGAUAUGAGCGGCAUGCUGGAAUAAGACGGUCAUGAGGUGUGGAAUAAAAAAGAGGCACAAACAUCGGAAUGCCACAGGCUGUUUCAGCGCUGCCCUUCCUUUUGACACUGCUGGGAUAUGCUUUUGCAAGGCUCAGUAUCUGGCCAUCAUUCCAUGUUGCCCUUAGCAACGGCAGCGUAUUUGUGGACUUCAGAGCAAAAAACAGCAGCAGCAUCGUAAGUAACUUGAGUCUUUCUCUUGUCGACAUGGGAACAAACACAACCCUUCUGAUCAGGACUCUUCCCAGCAACCAACCGGUCAGUAAGGUGGAGUUCAAUUGUUCCUGCUUCCUGUAUGCGGGAACUUUCCGGUUCCUGCUGAGGCAGACCUCCAUCACCCCUGCUUUAAAUACCAAUGGAACGGAUGGCACUAGCCUAGAGAGCCUCACCUGGUGGUGGAGUUCAGAAUUGCAGGUUCAGUGGCCUACCUUUCAUAUUGCUGUGGAUAGAGCAGCAAACCACUCUGACUCUUUUCAGGUUGGAAUAUUCAUGAAUGAACACUUUCCGGCUUGCUCCAGCUCGAUCAAGGACGUUCUCCUCUUAGAAGUCACGUACAUGGAGUACAACCAGAUAGGACGCAACAGCAUCGACAAGAUUCGGGCACGCGUGCAGCGCCCAAUCAAAGCCAUCCGUUCCCAAAGCGUCGAGUUUUCCUGCGCUUUCCCCUUCACAGAGAAGGACUUCAUUAGAGUGACUGUGCGAUCACCUCACACAACGCAGGAAGUGAAAAGCCUCGAACCUCUCUACCUGUCCCGUAUAUUCUCCUAUAAGCUGCUGGUGGAGAACGCCAACGCAUACAAGACUGGCUGUGUGGGGACCAUGACGGUUAAAAUGAUAACCCCACCAUGUGCUCACAUCAGCGGGAAGGUCGUGCUGUACAGCGAUGCAGCUGUUAAAAGGGGAAUUGCUGUUUCUUCUGCAGCGACGGGGCCGGGACCAGAGGAACCGACUUCUCCUCCUCUGGCUUUCAACUGGCUGACUCAAGGAGAGAACGAGACAGAAUUCAACUGCUCCGUGUUCUACCCGGGAAAGAAUAAGUACUGCUUUCGCUUCGUCUUCAACUUCAGUCGCUCCCCGAGUCCAGCACAGACUUGUCUGGUGGUUUAUAGGAGUGCAGAACAAUGGGGACCUUGGCAACCAUGGAGCACGUGCAGUGCGAGCUGUGGGGAAGCGGUGAGGGAACGGGUUCGUGAGUGUUUGCUUCCCUCGGGUGUGCAGGGACUGCAGUGCAGUGGAAUGAUAAAGGAGCAAUCCCUGUGUUCAUUGGAGGACUGUGCUGUGUCCCCUUCUCCGUCUCCUUCCCCCCGCCCGGUGCCAGUUGGAGUCACAUCCCUCGGUGGCAACAUGAUAGUGAUCCUCGGCAUUUCCCUUUGCUUGUCUGUCAUCAUGGCGACUGUGGUGGUGACUGUGUGGAGGAGGUUUUGUCAGACCCCGCAGUGCAGCUCAGUGCGCAGAGGUUCCAUUCAUUCCCCUGGCGGGCGUAAGUUAUCGGACGAGGCCUCCAUCUGUGGCCACAGCCUCCAAAGACCCAGCCUGUCAGAUUGUCCCGGCUCCUCGGGGGGCGUGGCCGUUCCAGCAGACACGCACUACCGUGGAAAUCAGCCUCUGUCGCAGUCACUGGUGCUGCCACCAGACCCAGAAAGGCUUUCUCCAACAGGUCAGAAGGUGUUGCCAUCAGUGUUUGGGUACAAACUGGCUCAGCAACAAUUGAAAGAAAUGAAGAGGAAGGGGUUAAAAGAAGCCACGCAGCUCUACCAUGUCUCUUCAAGCCCAGUUCAUGACACCGCGGUGGAAAAGUCUCCCAGCAGCUCCGCCGUUCUCUCACAUGGCGAGUUUGCUCAGUCCGCCUCACCUCUGAGUCUGCAGGAUAACGACGACCACGUUUGCGUCGCGACCCCACUGUCCAAGCUUCCAGCGCAGCCUUCAAGGAUCACACCUGACAGGCUGAGCCCGAAGGUGAUGCUGGUCCCAGGCCCUCCGGUUUCUGCUCGCACCAGCAGAGGGAACUCCAAGUGGCAUGACCGCACAGCUGACUGGGUGGAGAUGGUGGGAAGGAGUGCUCCGAUGGGCCUCAUGGGAGGAGGAGAUGCAGACGGCGCCAAGAAUCCGAACUUCAGGCGGACGUCCAGUUUCAGUGACACCAAAUUCUAUGCAACAUCUGCAGCUCAGUCCAGACAGUUUAGAGAAAGGAGCAUGACUCAGGUGGGAUUUCGGACUCUCCCAGAAGGAAGUUGUUGGAGCAAAGGAGGAUGGGAAAGACAACCUCACCGCCCCUACCCUAUCCCAGAGAAUGGAGUUUCAGAGUGGACUAGAGCCAAUACACACAGAAGUGACCAGAAGAAGCUCUGGCUUCACUCAGCUGCUUCUUCUCACAAUCCGGAGCGCAAAAACACAGGAACAAACACAAACAGUUUCCCAGCUUCUGAGAGCGUAGACUUUAGUGGCACAGUGGAGAGAAAAAAGGGUGGUGAGCCAGUAGGGGGCAGCAGAGACUCAGGAAUCGGGGGUCCGGCUACAAAGCCCACCCGGUCUCACGGAACCAACGAUCUGAGUAUAGAUCAGGUUGAGCGGGCGGAGCAGAACUGGAACCGGCGCGGCCCAUCUCCUAUUCAGAGGAACAUCUUAGCGAGGAAGUUGAAGGAAGCUCAGUCCUGCUCCGGAGCCAAAGGAUGCAAGCGGAGCUCAAGUUUUAGCGUGUCUUCCUCGGAGCAGAGGAGGGACCGCUGCCGCUCGCUGCCCAUCUCCGAGGACCACGGCAGCAGUGGUGGCUCCCCCUACAGGCUGAGUGAGGCAGAACAGAGAAUGCUGGACUUGGAUUUGUCUCCUGUGUUCGUGCAGGAAGAGGAGUAGAUAGAUCAGGAAAACAGUUUCCCAGGAAUCUGAAUCUUGAGACAAAGGUCAAAUACUUAUUAUUUAGUGUUUUUGUAAAUGUUUAAAGGUUUUGCCAAAAAAAAACUAUCAUCACUGCUAUAGACAUACACAUUUUAGACAAUCCUACACUGGCAUGGGUCUACUUUGAGACAGAAAUCUAAUUGGAGAAACUUUGAAAUAUCACAAAAAGUUAAUUAAUUCAUUUAAUAAUUAUUGAAGAGUCAUUUUUGCUAUGAAUUUUUAAAUAAAUCUGUGUAUAUAAAUCCACAAUUUAUGAGGCAGUGUAGCUGAAUUCUGCUUCUUUAUUAUCAGAG